CGUAUUUCGCGCUUUAGAAAAAAAAUCCCUUUGAAAUUGUUCUUAUACAACUGAUGCCUAAUUUGGCCAUACUGGAUUUGACUGCGUUUCAAAUUCCGUAACGAUAUUUUGGCAAGUGGCGAGGUAGCAUUUUGGAAGUUCGUUUGUGCGAUUUUGCGUUGGACAGUUUCUUUCACGUGUUAGAAACAUGGUGAGAACAAAGGCGGAUAGAGUGCCAGGAAAAGCUGUAGGCAGUAAGGCGCCUGGAAAAGUUAGCGCGGGUUCUGCUGGCAAGAAAAAUAAUGGCAGAAAAAGUGCAGGAAAAAGCUAUGGAGGUGGAAAUCCCUAUCAUCCAAGAGAAACACCAGAGUGGCAGAAACCUAUCACUUCAUUUAUGAAUAUAAGUUCAAAGACAACUACAAGUAACGCAUCACCAAUAAAAGAAAAAAUUGAAACUCGAGCUUCAAAGUCUAACUGUGAGGAUCCAAAUGCUGAAGAAAGCACAACAGAAGAAGACGAUGAAACUGAUUAAAAUAUUUCUAUAUCUUAUUCCACUUCUCAUAUCUUUCUUUAAUAUUUUAUUGUUAAAUUAUUUAUGUUUAUUUUAACUAUUUAACUGUUAUAUUUUCUUAUCAUGUAUUCAUAAGUUGUAAAUAGUUAGGUACUACAGGUAUAAGAGAAAACAAGACAAAUUUUUCAUUUUAUUGUCGUUUAGUAGGACUUCGUGUUCAUUAUUGUAAUAAGUGUUAGCUUUCAAAUUAAUUGUAAAUAAACGGAAGCGAUCAACUUGCAUUUAAAA
This is a messenger RNA of Cataglyphis hispanica, 778 nucleotides long. Its product is annotated as PCNA-associated factor-like. Gene Ontology annotation, cellular component: nucleus. Lineage: Eukaryota; Metazoa; Arthropoda; Insecta; Hymenoptera; Formicidae. Gene Ontology annotation, biological process: translesion synthesis; regulation of cell cycle. Bases 188 to 511 code for a protein of 107 amino acids. The record is from RefSeq and is a predicted model, not a curated record. The transcript is spliced from 4 exons. Gene Ontology annotation, molecular function: chromatin binding.